ACCACUUCCACAUCUCACUCUAUCUCUCUCCUGCAGAAUUCCAGUUACCACAUAGGAGCUAAAUUCUACCUUUACCAUUUGUGUUCUUCCGUUCUUCUCCGAAUAAUACAAAAUGUCAUUCAUGUCUCCAAUAACCAUCCACGGAACAGAAUGAUUCUCGCCUUCUCGGCUAACCCCCGUAGCAUGUUCCAUGCCUCUCUAGUCUCUACGCUGUCUCGUCUCCAGGAACACAUAAUAACAUGCAACCAUCCACGUUAUUCCUCCCUCCAUCAAACUCACCUGGCAGUCGAAAUAGUUAGAGUAUCUGCCAUAAUUGUUACCUCGACAGCUUCACUCCAACCCAAUGAUAAGCCACCACUCCGACCAUCGCAAUCCAUCCCUGCCAUAUGAGCGAAACCCUGCGCUCUUAAUAGUUCUUUCACCCGUUGACAUCUUCCUAUUACUGUGAAUAGUUUUGAGGCAACAUCAUUUCAGUGAUUAAUUCUAUCAAGUUCUUUUAGUGAGUAUCAAGUGGUAUCCAGCCAAGUACUGUAGUGAUCAUUGUUCAACAUGAAAUCCUGCUUAUGCCACCAAUGCGUGACUUAUCUGAUCUAAUCAUGUAAACCUAGAAUUUCAGGCACACAAAUUAUCUAAUUUGUUUCCUUAACCCUACUGACUUGAAUAAUGUGAUUAUAGAACUCGGAUCAGGGUUACUUGUUUUGUUGUUUAGUGGUAUUUCCUCUUAUUUUUGUUCUACUUUGUUUGUCAAUUGUGGCAGCAUAAGCCAAGUAUUUGUUCCUGUACUUUAUCGGGGGUGAGUGAAACUAUUACCACUCACACUGCUAUUAUCUUAAUGCAUACACAUUAUAAACGACAAUGUUAACUGCAAGGUUUGUUGUCAACAAAAGAAAUACUAGAAUAUCUCUUUUAUAUUAUAAUAAUAGCCUAAUGAGUAAUGAUACAAGUAUUAAGUCGAGAUAGUAUUUCAUUUGUUAUUGUAAAACUGGGAAUUCAAUUUUGGUAUGAUCCUACGGUGGUAUAAUGCUAUCACCAAUUAGCACUACUGUGGUUAUUGAACUUUUUUUAUGUAUAUGAUCUUUGCAGGGAAAACUAACUGAUGGAAUUGGAUUUGAUUCCUGCUUUGGAAGGUGUGACCCAAUUGAUUUUUUGCUCGGUCAAGGUGGAGUAUUAAAGGUCGUUCUAGACGGUUAGUGGAAACUGCCAAUUGAGGAAUGUGCUCAACAUAUACAAUUCAAUCCGGUGGGAACUGUAAUUCUAUUGCCGGUUCCACAUGUAUGUUUAUUUAUGCAACCAUUAUAUGACACAUGUGCACCGAGAAUCUCAGGUGGUUACAAAAUGUUUCUCAUGAUCCAGUUUUUAUAAUUAUAAAGAUAUGGCACUGCCAAAGAUCUUAAGCCGCAAGCUUCUCCGCCGCUCUCCUUCCUUAUCAGCUUCCUACUCUUUCGAGUUGCAUGGUUCCGAUCACUGCCUGCGGCGGCAGCACCAUGUUUUCCUCCCAUCGGUACGGUCCCCAUCUGCGUUGUCUUUGUUUUCCGGAUCAAAGCAAUUUGUAGUUCCUUUGGGGGUUCAUUCAUUCUCCCGCUCUUUCUCAACUCGUAAAUCCACUUCUAUUGAAGGAUUUCCGUUUCAAGAUGGAGACUUUAACCACACUCAACCUGCAUCUCCAGCUGACCGAUUUCUUCCGGGCUACGUAGCCAGUGGCACGGACGUGGUUGAAUCGAUUCUUCCGGUUUGGGCUCUAGCUUCGUUGCUAGAUGGCUACUAUGUGUUCACGGGAUUACCUUGGUGGUUUGUUAUUGGUUCUGGAACAUUGGUGAUGAGGCUUUCGCUAUUUCCAUUUGUAGUACUGCAGCUCCACAAGUUGACGAGGAUCGGAGAGCUACUACCUAAGUUGCCUCCUCCUUUCCCACCAUGUAUGUCACGAAGGACAUUCAAAGAUCAAUUCAAACUUUUCUCCAAAGAGAAGAGAGCAGCAGGUUGCCCUUCACUUUUAUGGUUCAUCUCAUCAUUUUCUCUACAGGUUCCCUGCUUUUUCCUAUGGAUUACAACUAUAAGAAGAAUGUCACUCGAUCACCAUGAUGGAUUUGAUGCUGGAGGAACUCUGUGGUUUCAGAAUUUGACUGAAGUGCCAAAUGGCACUUUAGGGCCCAUAUUACCCUUACUGAUUGCUGGGCUGCAUUUCACUAAUGUUCAGGUUUCCUUUCAGAGUUCAUCACUUAUGAAAACCAGUGGCCCUUUUGCUUUAUUAGCAAAGUACUACAAACUAUACUUGGAGAUUCUGUCCCUCCCAAUACUGUUUAUUUCGUUCAAUUUGCCACAGGGGAGUUUAGUGUACUGGGUUUUCAAUAGUAUAUCAAGUCUACUUCAGCAAAUUUCUCUUAGGCAUCCUGUGGUUCGUAAGAAAUUAGGGCUACCAGAUAAGGAGGUUUCUGCAAUUGCAAAACAAAACAACGUAGACUGCUCAAAGGAAGAGUUGAUGAAUACUUCAAAUGAUCACAAGAGAUGGCAAAUUAUGUCAUAAAUCCGAAUGUAAUUUCACAUCCAGAUUCUUUACGGGAGAUACCUGCCCAAAAUCUGUCGGCCAAAGAGCUUGUUAGUAUUGCAACCACACUCUUUGCUGAAGGUAAAAAGGACGUGGCUCUUCAACUGAUGCGAUUUGCCCUUGCCAAGGAUCCUGAUUAUGCAAGGGCUUUGAUGCAUGGACAAUUGCAAAAUGGUUUCUCAUCAGAAGCCGCUGAAAACUUGCAGAGUUGUAUUUCUGAGCUGCUCAUAAAUAGGCACCCUGCGGAAGUUGAGGAUGUCGAUCAUUUGAUCCUAUCAUCUCAAUGGGCAGGUGUGACUUGUAUACGGCAGGGGAAGUAUGAAGAGGGCAUUGCACACCUCGAGAAAGUAGCUCUGAUGAAGUAGCCAGAGGAUCCAAGGAUAAAAUCACAUUACUAUGACGCGUUAGUAUUAUUCUCAAGUGCUUUGUACAUAGUGGGCCGGAAAGCUGAAGCUGCCAAGUAUUUGCACAUAGUCAGUGCUUAUGAUCCUUCUUGUAUAGAUUUAUUGAAGCAAUAUGAAACUGAUGCAACUUCCCAAGAAGCAACUGAAAAUGAGUUUGUCAAUGACCUUGACAACAGCCGUAGAGCAGAUUAGUUUAUUUUUCAUUAAUCAGAUGGGAAUCCAGUUUUGGUCAUUCUUGAUUACCGAAUAAGUAAAGUGUGUCACUCUGUGAGCC
Molecule: messenger RNA, 3220 nt
Organism: Cuscuta europaea
Lineage: Eukaryota; Viridiplantae; Streptophyta; Magnoliopsida; Solanales; Convolvulaceae
Source: the annotation of a GenBank genome assembly